Molecule: messenger RNA, 1551 nt
Organism: Cordyceps militaris CM01
Lineage: Eukaryota; Fungi; Ascomycota; Sordariomycetes; Hypocreales; Cordycipitaceae
Product: alpha-1,2-mannosyltransferase Kre5
Exons: 4
Coding region: 1-1551 (516 amino acids)
Biological process (GO): protein N-linked glycosylation; cell wall mannoprotein biosynthetic process
Cellular component (GO): membrane; Golgi apparatus
Molecular function (GO): alpha-1,2-mannosyltransferase activity
Source: RefSeq, a predicted model, not a curated record
AUGGAUCUCUUCCAUAGGGCCAAGCGCAUGAUCCCCACGGCCCAGCUCGAGCUGCCCACGCUCGACGAGAACAGAGGCGGUGCCAGGCAAAAAGGAUGGGCUGCUCGUCUUGCCUUCUUCCGGAGACCGCUGCGAUUGCGAGGAAACUCGGCCGUUUCUGUGCCUCUUGGCGUCGUCAUCCUCUUUCCUCUGAUUGUCGUCAUCCUUAUCUUGGUCCUCUUCGUCCGCCAUCCCAACAACAAUGGCAGCAUUCUCGUCCCAGCUGGAGCACCGCCAGCCAUUAGUGAAAAAUACGACAAAGUCUUCCUCACCGGCUGCCAACCCCCCGACAACAAGCAACCCAGAGCCAAUGCCACCUUUGUCGUCCUCGCCCGAAACAAGGAGCUUGAAGGUGUCCUUCAGUCCAUCAAGUCCGUUGAGCGUCAUUUCAACCGCUGGUUCAACUACCCCUAUGUCUUCCUCAAUGACGGUGACUUUAACGAGACCUUCAAGGAGACCAUCCGCAAUCACACCUCCGGUACUGUCGAGUUUGGCAAGGUCGGCCCCGAAAUGUGGGGUUUCCCUGACUGGAUCGACACCAAGGUCGCCAAAGAGGGUAUCGCCAAGCAAGGUGAUAAUGCUGUCAUGUACGGUGGACUCGAAAGCUACCACUUUAUGUGCCGCUUCUACUCUGGGUAUGUCUCCCGCUACGCUGCGUGCGUCCAAAAUGCUAACCAACCCAGGUUCUUCUUCAACCAUCCUCUCCUACUCAAGUAUGAAUGGUACUGGCGCGUUGAGCCCGAGAUCACCUACUUUUGCGACAUCACCUAUGACCCCUUCCUCAAGAUGAUUGAGCAGAAAAAGACAUACGGCUUCACGAUUGCUAUCAAGGAGCUCCGUGAAACAGUUCCCAAUGUCUUCCGCUAUGCCUCAGCCUACAUGCGAAAUAACAACAUCACCUCCAAGGGACUCUGGGAAAUGUUCCUAGAACCCCGCAAGAAGCAGCCCGAAGUCAUCAAGGAUGUCCUGCCCGAAGAGAUUUCGCAGAGCGAGCCUGGCAGCGGCGCCCUGCCCGACAUUGACCCCGAGACCAUGGAGGGCGACAGCUACAACAUGUGCCAUUUCUGGUCCAACUUUGAAAUUGCCCGUCUAAGCUGGUUUCGCAGCAAGGAGUACCAAGACUUCUUCGAGACGCUCGACCGCAGUGGUGGCUUCUGGAUGGAGCGCUGGGGUGAUGCUCCUAUCCAUUCUCUUGCUGCUGGUGCUCUUCUUAGCCCUAGCGAUGUCCACUACUUCCGCGACAUUGGCUACCGUCACACCACGAUCCAGCACUGCCCUGCCAACGCCCCCGAGGCCCGACAACUCCCUCCUAUCCCAUACCUCGACCCCAACACCAAGGACGAAAAGAAACGCCAAGAGGAAGACGACUACUGGAGCAAGUACGACGAACCUCAGGAGAACGGCGUUGGCUGCCGCUGCCGCUGUGACACAGACAUUGUCGAUGUUGAGGGCAAAGAAGGCUCAUGUAUGGCCGAAUGGGUCGACGUUGCUGGAGGCUGGGCCAGCCCUUAG